Molecule: messenger RNA, 1812 nt
Organism: Acomys russatus (golden spiny mouse)
Lineage: Eukaryota; Metazoa; Chordata; Mammalia; Rodentia; Muridae
Gene: Znf367
Product: zinc finger protein 367
Exons: 5
Coding region: 18-1043 (341 amino acids)
Biological process (GO): homophilic cell-cell adhesion
Cellular component (GO): cell-cell junction
Molecular function (GO): ionotropic glutamate receptor binding
Source: RefSeq, a predicted model, not a curated record
GGCUGCAGUCAGCCAGCAUGAUCCGUGGCGUCCCGGCACCAAUGGCGGAGCCGCCGCCGGUCAUCUUCUGCCACGACUCCCCGAAGCGCGUCUUGGUAUCGGUCAUCAGGACCACGCCGGCGACGCCUCCAUGCAGCAACAGCGCCGGGGAGCCCGAGCCGCCACCGCCGCUCGUCCCCACCAGCCCCGGCUUCAGCGACUUCAUGGUGUACCCGUGGCGCUGGGGCGAGAACGCGCAUAACGUGACGCUCAGCCCGGGGGCGGCGGGCGGCGGCGUCUCGGCGGGACUGCCCGCGGCGGCCGAGCUCCCGACGCUGCGGGGUGCAGCGCCGUCCUCCGCCUCGGUGGCCGCCGCCUCGGGCGGGGAGGACGAGGAGGAGGCGAGCAGCCCAGACAGCGGCCACCUCAAGGAUGGAAUCCGACGUGGUAGGCCCAGAGCAGACACUGUCCGGGAUUUAAUAAAUGAGGGCGAGCAUUCGUCUAGCAGGAUCCGCUGUAACAUCUGUAACAGGGUGUUUCCGAGGGAGAAAUCACUCCAGGCUCACAAAAGGACUCACACAGGUGAGAGGCCGUAUCUGUGCGACUAUCCGGACUGUGGCAAAGCUUUUGUUCAAAGUGGACAGCUCAAAACACACCAGCGUCUUCAUACCGGAGAGAAGCCUUUUGUCUGUUCAGAAAAUGGCUGCCUGAGCAGAUUCACCCAUGCAAACCGUCACUGUCCAAAGCACCCUUAUGCCAGGCUGAAGAGAGAAGAGCCAACAGACACACUCAGCAAACAUCAGUCUGCGGACAACAAGGCUGCUGCCGAGUGGCUGGCAAGGUACUGGGAGAUGAGAGAGCAGCGCACCCCUACCCUGAAAGGCAAGCUAGUUCAAAAGGCUGAUCAAGAGCAGCAAGACCCUCUGGAGUAUCUCCAGUCUGACGAGGAAGACGAUGAAAAGAGUGGCGCCCAGCGCCGGCUGCAGGAACAACGAGAGAGGCUGCAUGGAGCCCUGGCACUUAUUGAGCUGGCCAAUCUGACAGGGGCGCCACUCCGCCAGUAGCCCCCACACUUGACUCUUCACUGUACAAAAGUACUGCCCAGCAUACUUACAAAGUAGAUCCUUGGGCAUAAGCUAAGCACCUUAUUUGCUUAUCAUAGGCUGCUAUUCUGUAGAAACUUAUGAAGAAUGUUGUUGCCUCAGACGAGGUGAGAGAGAAUUGCACUUUUUUUUUUAUAUAUGGAAAAUGGAUUUGAUGUAAAGUUUAAAAUAUUUUGUAAAUAUGGACUGCAGUUACAGGGUAGAAGCUGCAUGUGUGGGAAGCUAGGUUUUGCAAGUUUGAUGCAUUCAUCGGAAGCAGUUCUUACAGGAAGCACUUUGUGAAUAAGACAUUUGUAUGAAAAAAAAACAGAUUGGUACAAAUAGCCAAAGAAGGUUGAAAUAGAUUAUUUAUAAGAUCAUUUUUAACAGUGUAUGUUAGAAUGUGUGACAGUACUGUAAACACUGAAGCAAGGCAGUGUGAGACAUAUGUAUAAGAUACAUAUUUUUAAAUUGCAAAAUAGCAUGCCCAAUAAGGCUAGAGAAAUGAGAGGCCAACUAUUUGGAAAGAUGCUAUAAGUUAUGGACAUGGAAGAAAAUAGGUAUGUGAGGAUCUUGGUAAGAUGGGUAGGAGUUGAGUUUUUCAAUUGAUGUAAAAUGAGCCUUAUCCCAUCUUUCUGAGCUUUUGAGCUCACUGUAUUGCUGAUGCUUAAAAAGCACUCGUCCCUCAGCUUGUUGACUGGGGACUUUUGCACAUUGCUCAGCUGCUGGACCUGAGUGAUUCAUCUUGCAA